Messenger RNA from Syngnathoides biaculeatus (alligator pipefish), 3802 nucleotides. RefSeq names its product UDP-N-acetyl-alpha-D-galactosamine:polypeptide N-acetylgalactosaminyltransferase 14 (GalNAc-T14) (gene galnt14). The transcript is spliced from 16 exons. Gene Ontology annotation, cellular component: Golgi apparatus. Lineage: Eukaryota; Metazoa; Chordata; Actinopteri; Syngnathiformes; Syngnathidae. Bases 221 to 1933 code for a protein of 570 amino acids. The record is from RefSeq and is a predicted model, not a curated record.
CUUCCUCGCUGAUUCCAAGUGGCGUGCGCGCGCGCGCACGCACGCACGCACGCUCGCGAGCACGCCGACCAGGCUGGAAUCUAUCGUGCUGCUCCUCAGAGUUGAAGUUUGUCGGCUCGGAAGCUGAGGCGAGGAUGUGCGCGCGUUGGCGGCCGCGUCGUCGAACGGGUUCGGUUCGAGUUCCCGGGGGCACCGGCUGCUGCUGCUACUGUGGCCGGGAAUGAAGCGUGUUUGUCGGCGUGUGUCGGUAGCCACGGCCGUGCUGGUGUGGCUCGGGGCGCUCGUUUACCUGCUGGUGCUCAGCCGGAGGAGGCUGCCCGAGCUCGGCGUGGCUGCCGCGGCCGGUGCCGUUGGCGCAGCCGGUGCCGGUGCCGGGGCGGAACAAACCAAGCAGAUGUCGGACAGCGAGUGGGAGGACAUGCUGGACGGCUUCGACGAACGCGGCUACUUGAGCGCGCGACGCUGGCGCCCCGGCGAUGACCCGUACACGCUGUACGCCUUCAACCAGCGGGAGAGCGAGCGCAUUCCUAGCAACCGAGUGCUCAGCGACACGCGGCACCACAGGUGCAGCGCGUUACGCUACGACGCCAACCUUCCCCCGACUUCCAUCGUCAUCACCUUCCACAACGAGGCUCGUUCCACCCUGCUGCGCACCGUCAGGAGUGUGUUAAACAGAACUCCUGUUCAUCUCAUCCAUGAGAUCAUUCUGGUGGAUGACUUCAGCGAUGAUGGGAGCGACUGUCAGCUUCUCACCAAAUUGCCUAAAGUCAAAUGUCUACACAACAGCAGGAGAGAAGGUCUUAUCCGGUCCAGAGUCUGCGGCGCCGACGCGGCGAGCGCGAAGGUCCUGGCGUUCCUGGACAGUCACUGCGAGGUCAACAAGGACUGGCUGCCCCCCCUCCUUCACAGGAUUAAACAGGACCCGACCAGAGUAGUUAGCCCCGUCAUCGACAUCAUCAACAUGGACACCUUCGCCUACGUGGCCGCCUCUGCUGACCUACGAGGAGGUUUUGAUUGGAGUCUUCAUUUCAAGUGGGAGGGACUAUCUCCUGAGGAAAGGGAUCGCCGCACUGACCCCACCCUGCCAAUCAAGACGCCCAUCAUCGCCGGUGGCCUCUUUGUGAUCGACAGCUCGUGGUUCAAGCACCUGGGCAAGUACGACACGGCCAUGGACAUCUGGGGCGGGGAGAACUUCGAGAUCUCCUUCCGGGUGUGGCAGUGCGGCGGAAGCUUGGAGAUCAUUCCGUGCAGCCGCGUGGGUCACGUCUUCCGGAAGAAGCAUCCGUACGUCUUCCCGGAGGGCAACACCAACACGUACAUCAAGAACACACGGCGGACCGCCGAGGUUUGGAUGGACGACUUCCGCCUCUUUUACUACUCGGCUCGACCGGCAGCUCGAGGAAAAUCUUAUGGAGACGUACGGGGACGCGUGGAGCUCAGACGCAAGCUCAAGUGCAAGUCCUUCAAGUGGUACCUGGACCACGUCUACCCGCAACUCAAAGUUCCUGACGACUCGGACUGGCAGUCCGGUAUGAUCCGGCAGAGGCAGAACUGCUUGGAGACUCGCCACGUGGACGGCCAGGAGACGCCCGUCCUCGCGUUGGGGCCAUGCGUGGUCAAGGACGGCGUCCCCGCCCGCAACCAGGAGUGGCUCUACACUGCUGGCCAGCAGAUCCGACAGCAACACGACGGCAACAAAUGCGUGUCGGUCACCACGACGUUCCCGGCGUCGCAGAUUCUGCUGCUGCCCUGCGACACGGACGACGCCAAGCAGCGCUGGCAGAAGUCGGGCACCCACCUGGAGCACGCGGCGUCUCGCUUCUGCCUGGACUCGGCCAUGGCGCUGGACGGGCUGGACUCGUCUCGCAUGCUGGUAAUCAGCCCGUGCGAGCUGGGCGCCUCCACGCAGCGCUGGGACGUCCCCUUCUCCUGACCCGCCCCAAACGAGAUCCGGCUCCCCUUCGCCGGUCCGGACUGCGGUGGGAACUGGAGUUGAACUUGGAUAGCGCAAAGGGGUUCUCAAACUUGGGGUUCGUGAGCUGUAGAUUGCUGCGCCAUAUUUCAUAUUUGUGACCCUACAAAGGAAGUAUCAAGAGAUCCUUUUUUUUAUAAGCAUUCUCUGUUGCCAUGCCGACGCCAUUCUCCACAUCAGAUUGAAAACGAAUCGACCACACGAGUCUCUUUUAUUAAGAUGCACAAAAGCAACUUUCAAACAUGGAAGAGUCAGCGGGUCCGUUCACAGUUUCCCCGGGAAUGUUCUCGUUGACAUCUUUUAUCAUAUAAAAAAAGUGCAAAUCUGUAUAUGGGCACUGUCACGCCCAUAAGACUCUGCUUUCGGCCAAUUAAAAGCUCUCAUGUGAACGGCGACCUAACAUCAUAUGAAUCUGACAUCCCUGCAUCACUUAAUAGCACAAAAUGAGUAUUAUUACCGGACUAAAUUCGUAUUUUUCUGAAAAUAUUAGGAGACGAUGGACAUUCUUCCACCUGUGAGCGAUGAAUACUUUGUGGAUAACAGACACCAAGUGCACCUUAAAACUCUUCUUUUAGUUAUUUAUUGUGAGGCAUCCAUUUUCCGAUGUGCUUAUGCCAUCAGGGGGAUCAAUACAGGACAAAUAUAUAUCUAUAAAACACAAAGCAAUUUGUAUUGCAGAGGUCUGGUGUAUUAAUGUGUUGUUUGCACAAAGCACACGUCAGCUUGUUGUUGUUUAUUAACUCGCACAUCUCAGCGUGACACACUCACAAACAAAUGUGAGAUUUAAAGCAAGUAUGUCUAGUGAGGAUAAGCGGAGUACGGAAGAUGAAUGGAUGAAUGAUUUGAUUUCAUUGGCGCCACCUUGCGGUACCAAGCUAAGUGUAGUUGGGCUCAACCAAACGACACACACACACACAUACACAACUCCACUUAAUAGGGCUGGAUGACAUUGUCAUAAAAUAAAAAUGAUCAAAGAUUAGAUUUUUUUUCACUGCGUUCACUCUUCAUUCACCCUUUUUGAGGUCACUGACCCUAAAACAACGUUUCAUGUUAUUUUUAUUUUCUACAGGAAUAAUAGAAACAUAUUUUUUGACAGAUAAUGUGAAAAUCUUGGAAAAAUGUCAAUUCAACCCUUAAAAAAAUCUGCGUUAUGUUAUCCAUCCAUCCAUUUACUUUGCCGCUUAUCCUCAUGAGGGUUGUGGGACGUGCUGGAGCCUAUCCCAGCUGCUAGCCAAUCACAGGGCACAUCGAGACAAACAGCCGCAUUCACAAUCACACCUAGGGGCAAUUUAGAGUCUCCAAUGAAUGUUGUGUGUUUUUGGAAUGUGAGAGGAAACCGGAGUGCCUGGAGAAAACCCACAUAGGCACGGGGAGAACAUGCAAACUCCACACAGGAAGGGGUGGGAUUGAACGUGGGUCCUCAGAACUGUGAGGCCAACGCUUUACCAGCUGAGUCACCGUGCCGCCAGGUGUUAAAUUAUCAACUUUCGAAUUGAAUGAAUUGGUCUCUGCAGCCAGCCCGACUACACGAGUAAGUUCUAACACAGUUGAAAAAUACCAGAAUCUUGUCCCUGAAGGGUUACCGUAGAGCUCUUCCAAAGAUGGAGGCCAGUGUAGAACAUACAUGUUCUCAUGGACUGUGAGGAAAAAAAAAAGGUUGAGUUGAUGAACCCCCGUGCAUGUUUUGUGUCCCCCCACGCACACACACAAACUCUUUGUACUCUGACGAUCUGUAUCGCAACAUUUUACCGUGUUAGUCGAAGAUGAGCGACAACAAGCGAGCUCUUCUCUUUCUCUGACGGCUUAUUUUCAUCUUAAUAAAGUUUUUAU